CACACACACACACGCGCGCGCACACACAGCGGACACGCGUACACACGCGCGCAUUUAUGAAUACAUACAUGGACACGUUCAUAUAUAUAAGAAUAUAAUAUCUAAAACAAAAGUGAAAUGAUUCUUUGAAAGUUAAAAAAUGUCCAAAUUCUAAGUUUCAUGGUUAUGUCGAAUUAACAUACGUGAAAUCCGAAAGAAAAAGGAUUGACUACAUCGAUAUCGGUCAUACGAUAUGAGCCAGUGGAGGAAACGGCGCAUUGACGUGUUCAAUGAAAUGGAAAUACAAGGAGGAUGGACAAGGUCGCGAUCAACGAAAAGGAGAACGUUGGGAAACGUGCCAAAGUCGUUAGGCAUUGCGGAUUUUCGUCAUCCUCGUCUUCAUCUUCGUCAUCUUACAACAACAACAACAAACCUGCAAACAUCGAAUCCAUUCCCGUUGAACUCAUUCUACAAAUUCUAUCAUACCUAUCCCAGAAAGACCUUUCCAAUAUGGGUCGCGUGUCUAAGUACUUCGAAGGUAUCAUGCAAGAUCCCGUGGUUUGGCGUACGUACGAGGUGACGAAAUGUAACGAGAACAUGUCCAAAAUAAUUGGGAAGCUAAAAAACAUGCCGUUCCUAAAGGAAUUAACGAUCAAUCACAGAAAGGACAGUGACAAGAUUUUAAGACAGAUUUCGCUGACGAAUAAAAAUCUUGAGAAGCUUUAUAUCUACAAUUGUACAGGGUCGACUUCAAAGUUUUAUCUCCGUUCGCAUUAUCUGACAUGCAUAUUAGAGAAAUGUCGACGACUGAACACCAUCGAGAUUCUUGGUAGUCCUUUCCGCGGGCGAAAAUUUUACAAAUUACUCGGUGACGUUGGCUUAAGGCUAAAAUGCGCGUCUCUACCAACAAGGCAUUCGCAAUUUAUUACUUUCAUCCAAAAUGCUCAACAGAUUUACGACAAUCGUUUGAAUACUUACAUUAUGUGCUUUCUUCCGUGGCGUAAACAUGCUCAAUUACACUACUCGAUUAACCGAAAAGCGACUUUUCGAACAGUAAGGAUAAAAUACUCUUCCAAAUAUGCAAUUUCGAUUGAUAUUACAGAGGAUGGGAAAAGGAAUGUACAUCUUAUAUCUAUGAUCAAUAAGGCUACUGGUCGAGAAAUGUAUAGUUAAAUAUUAAAAAGAAAAAAAAGAAGGAAAAGUAAAAUAGAAAAAGAAAUGAAAGGUAAGAAAAAUAAAAAUUUAAAGGACCUCGGAUGAUAAUAAAUUUCAAUUGACAAGGAUUUUAGAAACAUAAGAAAAAGAAAAAAAAAGAAAGAAGAACAUAGUAAAGAUUGAUCGACUAAAAUUAAACAUAAACGAAAAUCAAAAGCUUUCAUAAUAAUGAAUUUUAAUUAACUCGAGUAUGCAAAACAUAAAGAAAAGAAAAAUAGAAAACAUAGUAAAGAUCUAUAAGCUAAAAUCCCCAAAAUAAACACAAACCAAAAUACUUACGAAUUUCUAUUGAUAUUCGAAUAUCAAAAAUAUUAGAAGAAAAAAAAAAGAAGGCAAUAAAGAUCGAUAGAUUAAAAGUGAAUAUAAAGGAAAAAUCAAAUGCCCAAUUAAAUACUCUCAUAGUCAUAAAUUUCAAUUGAUUUGAUUAUUAAGAAAAAAAAAGAAAAAAGAAAAAAAAAGUAAAUAAGUAGGGGUCAAUAAGUUAUUAUCGAACAGAAACGAUUUCCAUUUACGCCAGUCUACCGUCAAAUAUCAAUUUAUUUGAAUAUAUAUAUAUAUAUAUAUAUACAUGUUAAACGAACUUUUAAGAAGAGAAUGUUCGCAAGUAAAAUUGAAUAUAUAUAUAUCGUUACUGAUGAAUAUACGGUAUGUGAGAAAAAGAGAGGAGAUUGUUGGACGUUAAUGAGAACACAGCAAGGAGGGUGGUGAUUCUAUGGACAAUUAAACUCGUGCUAUACAUUUAAUGCACGCGAUCAUUUCAACCGGGUCGGCUUUUACUAAACGAGGGAGAGUUUUGCCUUAGAGCGCAUCGAUCGAUUUUGCUUUUCACAUAAACGACCACGAGGUGAUAUAGGGAAACACUUGUGGUUUUAGUUCACCGACCGAAUCUUUCUUACCUUUACGCUCGCUAUCCUAUCAUACGUACAUUUCUAUAUAAAAAUUACUACAGUUUAAUAGGGAAUUAUUAGAAAAAAAAUAUAUAUGCGUUAAAAGUAAAUACUUUUGAGCUUUAAA
Molecule: messenger RNA, 2208 nt
Organism: Vespa velutina
Lineage: Eukaryota; Metazoa; Arthropoda; Insecta; Hymenoptera; Vespidae
Exons: 3
Coding region: 292-1152 (286 amino acids)
Biological process (GO): SCF-dependent proteasomal ubiquitin-dependent protein catabolic process; protein polyubiquitination
Cellular component (GO): SCF ubiquitin ligase complex
Molecular function (GO): protein binding
Source: RefSeq, a predicted model, not a curated record